Molecule: messenger RNA, 1394 nt
Organism: Sander lucioperca (pikeperch)
Lineage: Eukaryota; Metazoa; Chordata; Actinopteri; Perciformes; Percidae
Gene: rgs19
Product: regulator of G protein signaling 19
Exons: 6
Coding region: 437-1090 (217 amino acids)
Source: RefSeq, a predicted model, not a curated record
CUCCCCAUCUUUUCCUGUUGCAUUGAACUGCCUUUCGUCUCUCUCUUCCUCCUUUACUGGAGUGAAGUCGUGUUGAUUGAUGGAAACGAGGCUAUUAGCCAAAGAGCGAGAGAAAAAGCAGCAGCCGUUUGUUCUUUGAUUCAGUCGUCCGCCGUGGAUCCACCAUUGAAUCGUCUCGUCUCUGGGCUUUUUAGAGUGCUCAGGUGCAUAUGCUCAUUUGCACAUUGGUGACGUCAUCAUCGAGCUUCGGGGUUGUCGGGUGCAGCCGUAGACUGUAUAAAAUAGGUUGCACCGAGGGAAAGAUCACUCAAGCAAAACUUGGAGGAGUGGCUUGUAAACCUGUGCAGAAGCUGUCUCUAGCUCCGUGGCUAACCCCCUUCACUUCAACCAGCAGUACACGGGUCCCAUCUCGGCCGAGCGAGGGGGCGAGCUGGCCAUGGGGGGAGGUCGCAGCGAGACCUCGGCACUGAGCGGGACAGGAGGGGGGCGGGGCAUGACCACUACCCAUAAUUCCCAACGGCCCAACGCCUGCUGCUUCUGCUGGUGCUGCUGUUGCAGCUGCUCAUGUCUCACCGUCAGGAAUGAAGAGGAGCGACGGCGGCGGAGGAGGAGGAGGAGAAUAUCACAGGACACCAAGAUGGAAACCAUACCAAACUGUGAAGUUUGCACCAAACCCUCGGCGGAAGAGAUCCGGCUGUGGUCUCAGUCUUUCGACAAGCUGAUGAGGAACCCGGCGGGGCGGAAUAUUUUCCGGGAGUUCCUGCGGACGGAGUACAGCGAGGAGAACAUGCUGUUCUGGCUGGCCUGCGAAGACCUCAAGCAGGAAAUCAACAAGAGCGCCGUGGAGGAGAAGGCGCGCUCCAUCUACGAGGACUACAUCUCUAUUUUGUCGCCCAAGGAGGUGAGUCUGGACGCCCGGGUUCGAGAGGUGAUCAACAGGAAGAUCCAGGACCCGACGCCUCACGUGUUUGAAGAUGCCCAGCUACAGAUCUACACGCUGAUGCACCGGGACUCAUACCCACGGUUCCUCUCCUCCAGCAUCUACAAGUCGCUCAUUCACGGCGGCUCACGUACCUCCUCCGAAUCCUAGUCCCACACCAUCUCCUGAUCCUGCACUUCCAGGGUCCAUGCCAGACCACUUUCAUCGCUUCUUUACCACGCUCCUCCCAGUACAACACUCUCCACAAAAUGAUCAGACGAUUCCUCGCCUCCUCACUUCACUCAUCCAAAUCCCACAUCUCUCAGAUCACUGCCACGACUUCCUUCUCAUUUCUUGUUUUCCCUUUAACUUUUAGUACUGUUGCCAAGACUUCCUCUCUUGACUCCUUUUUUCUUUACUCCUACUAUUGUCUCUUUGUUCUCAUUAAAUCUUCUUUUUGGUGCUUUUUCCUUUC